Molecule: messenger RNA, 900 nt
Organism: Cryphonectria parasitica EP155
Lineage: Eukaryota; Fungi; Ascomycota; Sordariomycetes; Diaporthales; Cryphonectriaceae
Product: kinase-like protein
Exons: 1
Coding region: 1-900 (299 amino acids)
Source: RefSeq, a predicted model, not a curated record
AUGACUCGCCAGCGAUAUCCUCCACGCCUAACAUAUCCCUACUAUGCCCCAGCAGAGACACUUCCGGCUCCCCUGCCGACCGUCCCAGAGAUCCUCGCAUCGGAGGAAGUCUUUCCCUGUAUUUUCCAGAAGCGCACUAUCCGCAAGGUUGGAGACCACUUCAUCGUCAAGCAUGGAGACAUCAAGCUAGACGAGGCCGACAACAUGCACCUGGUCGCCUGGUCCUGCGGCGACCGGGUCCUUGUGCCAAAGCUAUACGCCGCCUUCCACGACGAAGACACCGGUGCCAACUUCAUCGUCAUGGAGUAUGUACACGGCAAGUCCAUGGAGUCGCUGUGGACGGAGCUCGGCCCGGUAGGCAGGCACCGGGUCGCCACGAAGCUGAGAAAGCAAUUCCAGAGCCUGCGCGAUAUGCCUGCAGAGGGUUACUACGGCAGGCACGGCCGCAGGCCCUACGAUGACAUCUUCCUCGGCUCCGACACGUUGCCCUGUGGCCCAUUCCCAAGCGAGUUUCUGCUCAACCAGGCCUUCUUCAGACGAUAUGUUUUCCUGCAUCCCGAGGUCGCGGAGGGCCGAGGCACCUUCUACCGCGACCGCGUGUUCCCAAUGGUCAUGACGGGCCACAAGCCCGUCUUCACCCACGGCGACCUGCAGGCCAAGAACAUCCUGGUCCGCGACUCGGACGGCGCCCCUGUCCUCAUCGACUGGGAGUGCGCGGCCUGGUACCCGGAGUACUGGGAGUACACCAACGCGCUGUGGACGAGCCGCCGCUGGGGGGAUGACUGGUUCCGGUUCGUGGGCUUGUGCCUGAAGGAGUAUGUGGUCGAGUUCAAGUGCAUGGAGAACCUCUUGGACGACCUCCUGGAUGCCCCACGGCCUGGUGACCCGGGCACGUCCUGA